Molecule: messenger RNA, 970 nt
Organism: Labrus bergylta (ballan wrasse)
Lineage: Eukaryota; Metazoa; Chordata; Actinopteri; Labriformes; Labridae
Source: RefSeq, a predicted model, not a curated record
AUCCCCGCCAAGUUGCCCUCACACGUCAGAGGAGACGGCCCGGUACUGGUGAGUGGACGUGUGCGACGCGUCACCAGCCAGUUCCCGGAUGCAGCGAACAUCAACAUGGAGCGUGUGGUGGUGGUGGAAGUACCGAUCAACAACGGUUUUUCCCUGGCUGGCCCCUCCACCACCCCACGGAAGCGUCAGGUGCGUUUCUCAGCCCGCCAUGACAUCAUCCUUCUGCGGGAGGUUAUCACCCAGAACCCCUUCGCCUCCAAAGAACCAGGGCGGAUGUGGGCCCGUGUGGGUGAGAUCAUUACCUCAGCCCUUCAAGAUGAAAGCUUCGAGGUGGAUGCCAGAAGGUGCAGGGAGCGCACCAUGCUGCUGCUCGACUACUACAAGAAACAAGACUUCCCCAGUCUGCGCAGGUUUGGAACAGAGAGGUUGUACGCCCAGAAGGAGGAUCUGCUGCACGAGGUUCUGGAGCUGGAGGCGGAGAAGGGGCUCCUGGUCAGCGGGGAAAGCACAAAGUACCAGGAGGACGAGCUGAGAAAACGAGCUGUAGAAGAACUAACUCUCCCAGAGCAAGACAAACCCAACAUCACGCUCACACACCCUGCAGAACCAGAAGAAGAGCGCGAGGCGAUGGCGGAGCGCGAGGCGAUGGCGGAGCGCGAGGCGGUCGCAGAGCUGUCAGCGGCGCCCAUCGCCAAGCGGCCGUGUCAGUGCUGCUGCCAGACCUACUCGGAGAUCCUCAGCUUCCUGGAGAAACGCUCGGAGGCGGAGCAGCGGCUGCGAGAGGAGGAGCUUGCCCUGCGCCGAGAGGAGCUGGAGAUUCAAAGGAGUAAGAUCGCUCUGGAGAGGGAACGUCUGGGCGCCGACAGGAAAGAAAGGGAACGCCGAUUUGAGCUAGAGAGCCAGGAGCGGCAGGUCAUCUUGGACCUCCUGAAGGAGAAGGUGCUGAAAGGCUGACAUCUUGGGGGGGGGG